Molecule: messenger RNA, 606 nt
Organism: Oryza sativa Japonica Group (Japanese rice)
Lineage: Eukaryota; Viridiplantae; Streptophyta; Magnoliopsida; Poales; Poaceae
Source: RefSeq, a predicted model, not a curated record
AUGGUGGCGGAUCCGGCGCCGCCACCGUCAGAUCUAGCACCUCCGCAGCUGGAUCUAGCGUCGCCGCUGUCGGAUCUAGGCUGCGGUGGUGCGGGCGCGGCGUCGGUGACGGAGGCGCAGGAGGCUUUGGCAGGCGGCGGCAGGCACGACGGCCGCGGCAGGCAGGACGGUGGCGGAGGCACGGGCGGUCGCGGCGAGCUGGAAGGCGCGGCUGCUAUGGCCAGCAGGCGCGGAGGCACGAUAGCUGUGGCCGGAAAGCGCGGAGGAGCAGGCGGUCGGCAGCAGGCAUGGUGGCUGUGGCUAGCCGGCGAGGCUAGCGGACGGCACGACGGAGGAGACGCGGUUGGUGGCGCGAGGAGACGUGGCCGGUGGCCGUGCAACGCAAGGAGGAGCCCCGGAGGCCGGCAUGGCGAGAGGAGGCGUGGUCAGUGGCCGUGGCGUGAGGAGGCGUGGCCGAGGCGUGUGUCGGUGCGGCACGACGAGGCCGACUGGCGUGGCGGCGGUGGUCGUGGCCUGCGCAUCAGGAGGGGAGGCCAGCGGAGGCACGUAGAGACUGGCCCACAGGGGCGCCGGUGCACUGGUGCCCAUGCGCCGACGAAGGUUUAG